UAUUCAAAACAAACUAGGAAUAACCGCAAUUGGUAAGUGUGGCACUUUACUAUUGGCAACUUCUCUACCGAAUAACCGGACUCGUUCCCAGUCCUAAUCGGUCCACUAGCUCCGGCGCUCUCCGAUCAGAUUCCUGUUCAUCCUUCAUAUUCGGCUGCACAGAAAUUGAUCGACGCCGGCACCUUAAUCGGUUGCAUAAAGAAGUGAACAGCGGCUUCCAUUUUGUUUUUUCUAAAGGAAGAGAGAUUCCCCCUCAUCUACGUAGUUUCCCGGAGGCGGAAUGGAUUACGGCAGCAUUUUAGAUACAAUCGGAGGGGAGAUUACCGGCGUGAUGGCUCCGGUGUCCAUAUGCAUGCUUCUGGUUGUCCUCAUUGUUUACUCACUCUCUUCCCCCACCAACCCCACCGCCACUAUCCAGACUGCUGCAAAUCUCGUAUACCUAGAGGAUCCUUCUGAUUCCACUGCUCAGAAACUGGAAGGCGCUCUCCUCAAUGCCUUGGUCUUCGUCAUUCUCAUUGCUGUUGUCACCUUUGUCCUUGUGGCCCUCUACUACUUCCGCUUCACAAACUUUAUCAAGCAUUACGUUCGCUUCUCUGUCUUCUUUGUGUUGACCUCCAUGGGUGGUUCCAUCUUCCUCUCUCUUAUCCAGCACUUCAACAUCCCCAUUGAUGCCAUCACCUGUGCUUUAUUUCUUUUCAAUUUCAGCAUUGUUGGAGUCAUUUCUGUCUUUGCACAAGGGGUGCCUAUUCUGCUCAACCAGAUGUACAUGGUGGCUGUUGGUAUCAUUGUGGCUGUUUGGUUCACCAAACUGCCUGAGUGGACCACUUGGGUUUGCCUUGUGAUGUUGGCUUUGUAUGACUUGGUUGCAGUGUUGGCCCCUGGAGGACCGCUCAAAAUUCUGGUGGAGUUGGCUUCAACGCGGAAUGAGGAACUCCCAGCUCUAGUUUAUGAGUCCCGGCCUAGAGUUCAGAGGAGCAGAAGUCCUGGGGUUGGACUUUUGCUGGCUGGUUUUUCUAAUGGAAGGUCAGUUGAGCUUCAAGCCAUUUCUGGUAAUACCAGUAGUGAUGGCGAGGAUCAGAAUGUGAGUGGUUUAGUUGGUGGAAACAACCCACAUUCAGCAAUAAAUGUCCCAAAUGAAAAUAAUGAGAUUGAGGUUUCAACUGAGUAUGAAAUCGCGGGGGAAACAUCUCCAUUGAUGACUAGCAGUAAUUUGACAGAAAGGCAAUUGGCAAAUGGGGAGAUUAGGCGCAAUGAAAACAGAGAAACGAGAGAGAGGGAAAGUGAAGAAGAGGAGAGAGAGAGGGGGAUCAGGCUUGGAUUGGGGGACUUUAUCUUCUAUAGUGUGCUGCUAGGAAGGGCUGCAAUGUUUGAUCUGAUGACAGUGUAUGCUUGUUACCUUGCUAUCAUAUGUGGAUUGGGAUGUACACUUAUUCUGUUAGCAGUGUGCCGACAUGCUUUGCCUGCACUUCCAAUUUCAAUUGCUCUGGGGGUUAUGUUUUACUUUUUGACAAGGCUCUUGAUGGAGCCCUUUGUUGUUGGUGCUUCAACAAAUCUGAUAAUGUUCUGACCUGUGCUGCACAAAGCUGUUUAGCUGAUAACAAGUUCACUUGAAUUUGAGGAAUUUAUGUUUUUGGGUGGAAGAGAUAGCUUUGGUGACAGUUUAUUGCCAAUGAUUUGUAAAUUGAUAGAACUCGGAAGACUGAUUCUUGAACUGGUUUCUUUUCUUGAAGAAAUACUAGUAGUAUUAUCUCAUUUACAAUGGCACCAGAAUGGAUGUCUUAAAUUAACAUGUGAUCUCAUAGUACAGCAUUCUAUUGAAGUCAAAUUUGAUUCUGGUGAGUUUUUGUUGCAAUCCUUGCUAAUAUAGAAGGAUGCUUAACUGAA
Ipomoea nil (Japanese morning glory) is the source of this 1884-nucleotide messenger RNA. Its product is annotated as presenilin-like protein At1g08700. Gene Ontology annotation, molecular function: aspartic endopeptidase activity, intramembrane cleaving. The transcript is spliced from 2 exons. Gene Ontology annotation, cellular component: membrane; nucleus. The coding region runs from base 281 to 1567 and encodes 428 amino acids. Lineage: Eukaryota; Viridiplantae; Streptophyta; Magnoliopsida; Solanales; Convolvulaceae. The record is from RefSeq and is a predicted model, not a curated record. Gene Ontology annotation, biological process: protein processing.